AUGGAUUCUUAUCUAGAACACUCACUCCAACAAAGUCUUGACUACCGUGUCAAGAUUGGGAUGCCUGUGGUUGACCUCUACCAUGAUACCAAUGACUCCCACCGUGCUCCCGACUUCUUUUCCAAUGACUAUCUCUCCAUCACCACCAACAAACAACUCCAUGAUCUUGUCGUCAAAUCUACUCUUUCAUGCACACGGCUCCUGGGCUCUACUGGCUCGCGGGUCCUCAAUGGGAACACCACGGAUCAUGUAGAGCUAGAGCGGUACCUCCAAUCGCAUUUUGAUGCACCUUCUGCCUUGCUCUGGAAUUCCGGUUACGACGCCAACGUUGCCUUUUUUGGAUCGGUGCCGCAGAAAGGAGAUUUCAUCCUCUUUGACGAGCUCAUUCACGCCUCUGUGAGGGAUGGAAUUACCGUCGCGCGCGCAUCACGCAACGCGUACCCCUUCUCGCAUAACUCAGUUGCAGCCUUUGAGGCCUGCUUGACUGAACUUGUGGAGAAGAACCCGCAGAUUUCUGAAAGAAAGGCAACAGUUUUUGUGGCAGUAGAGAGUUUGUACAGCAUGGAUGGAGACUUCAGUCCACUUCCGGAGCUUAUCAAGGUCCUCCAUAGAUAUGUACCGAGACAGUGCACUCACAUAGUCGUCGAUGAAGCCCAUUCGACUGGGAUGUGUGGUCCCUCGGGUCGAGGUUAUGUGGCUUUGCUAGGUCUCCAGAACAAAGUGGACACUGUUCUCCACACCUUCGGAAAAGCUCGAGGGUCUACCGGAGCCGUACUUUUGACCUCUCCGGUUGUACGCAAAUACCUCAUCAACUAUGCCCGACCAAUGAUCUACACGACGUCGAUGCCACGUUUCCACUUGUUAACCAUUAAAAACGCAUUCGACUUCAUCUCUAGCGCAGAUGGUGACGCGCUUCGAGAGCAGCUGCGCGAACGCAGCCUGUACCUUUCAAAGAAACUCCAGCGUCUCAUGAAGAAGGUUCCAAAGUCUGUGCUUUCUUUCCGCGACUCAGAACGAUCUUUCGACACCAUCGUCUCCCCAAUAUUUCCCCUGCUUUCAAGUAAAGCAGCCUCAUUGGCCGUGUACCUUCGUUCGAAGGGAUAUGCUGCCCAGGUAAUACCAUACCCGGCAGUUCCGAAAGGCCAAGAGAGAGUUCGGGUGGUCAUGCACGCCGAAAAUACAACUGAUGAUAUCGAUGUUUUUGCAGAAACCAUUGAGGAGUGGGUGGCGACCCAUAGCCGUCAGAUUUCGUCGGAUAUAGCUCCCGGGAAGAGUACAGAGUUACAGAGGGCCAUGCUAUGA
Desarmillaria tabescens is the source of this 1302-nucleotide messenger RNA. Its product is annotated as PLP-dependent transferase. Gene Ontology annotation, molecular function: pyridoxal phosphate binding. The record is from RefSeq and is a predicted model, not a curated record. The coding region runs from base 1 to 1302 and encodes 433 amino acids. The transcript has 3 exons. Lineage: Eukaryota; Fungi; Basidiomycota; Agaricomycetes; Agaricales; Physalacriaceae. Gene Ontology annotation, biological process: biotin biosynthetic process.